GUCUGCAAGAAUUAUUACUCAGAGGCCUUUGUUUACGAGCCGACCAAGAAUCCAGCAGAGAAUUUAGAUUAUUUAAAAAAUCUUGUUCAAUUUGAAUGGAAUAUUGAUGAUUUCGAGACGUGUUUUUACAUUAUUCUCGAAUCAGGACCGCAUUUCACGUUCAUACAACGAAACUGUGUGAUAGAUAAUUGUAUUUCAGUGAAUACAAGUGAAUUGUGGAGAAAUUAACAUUCAUUAAAAGUGCCAUUAAAAAUGACACUAAUACAUGAAAGGAAAAAAGCAUAGUGGCAGGACAUGGAACUAUUUUCAGGAUCACUGAAAAACUGACACAAUAUCUCAGCUAUUUGCAGACUUGAUUCACAGACAUGAUUCCUCUUGGCCAGGGUAUCGAAGGGUUAAGUCCUCCUCCGUAUUGCAGAUGUCACCGAUUUAUUUUCUACCCGUUUAUUACAGAGCCUUCGUUUUGUCGAGUGACAUCAACAGACGCGGUAGUGACGUCAUCAGCGGAUUAUGAAACUCAACUGGCAACAAGUUUCGCCUAUCACCAGGACGACUCGAAAUUCCGAUUGAUGGAUUCAAACAUCACUCUCUGGCAGUUUCUGUUGGACCUCCUCGUCAGCAACAACCAUCAAGACAUCAUUCAAUGGACGAACAACGAUGGUGAAUUCAAACUGCUUAAUCCAGAGGAGGUCGCGAACUUGUGGGGGAAACGCAAGAACAAGUGUAACAUGAACUAUGACAAGCUGAGUCGAGCCCUUAGGUAUUAUUACGACAAGAAUAUUAUCAAGAAGGUCAUGGGACAGAAAUUCAUGUACAAGUUUGUGUCAUUCCCAGAAAUUGUGAAGACCACAACAAAAGUGCCUUUUAGGGAAAAGAUGGAAACCCUAGCUGAAGAGUAUGGACAAAAAGUGUUUCCACAUUUUGCAUCGUACAACGCUGCAAAUUUAAAAACGUCUGCUGACAAUGCCCUCGACUGGAUCAAGCGGGAAGAAAAUGGAGCAGACGAGAAUGAAAGUGUUUCAAAUCGUGUUCAAAAUGAGACAUCUAGGAGAAAUAUUACUCCCGAGUCGACAUUGUCGAGUAGACUUACCGUGACGUCAUCAACUUUAUUGUCGUCUGCAUUGAUAAACUCUAUUGCGCGUGCUGAAACCACCAGCGCGUUUUCUACCUCAACGGCAACUCACAGUAGAUUAGGAACAAAACUCAGUUCUAAACCGAAGCCAGUACCUUUAAUUCUGAACAUUUCUGCUACGCCGCCACCACCACCGCAGAUACCGCAGACGACAAUUACAGCGCCCUCUCCCGGACCAGUAUUAAGCCCGAGACUGUUCCAGCCACAAUUUAGCCUAAAUACCCCUUUCCUUAUGCCAAGCCCGAUGAUUUCAACCAUACCGCGCACUCCGCUAGGGCCCCUUCAUUUUUGGAGUUCAUUGAGCCCCAUAACGACAAUAAGCCCCCGGUUACCUAACAGUUCAACAGCCUUUCAUUUCCCUGUGAGUUCCACACAGCAGUUACCUCUCCCGAACUUCAGCGCCAUAGAAGGUCUGAAUUCCCCUCCUAUUGGCUCGCCUACGAAGAAAAUCCCCGUGAAGUGAGUUUGACAAUUAUGUGAUAUGUGAAAUAUAUUUUAUUAUUGUGCCUUAUAGUUGUGAAUAAUCAUACAUGUAUAUCUGUUCUGUAUCCCAUGGUGCUCUUCAAGAAAUUGUCAACCAACAUUUGGUUAGUUUAAAAUUUACCCUCGGGUUAUAACCUCACAGGAUAUAAAGCCUACAUCAAUAACUUAGUAGGACGAUUAACAAUCUAGCAGGAAACCAUGCAUUGAAAGAUAAUGUGUUCAUUGUGAUAACAGUCGAGCCCCGUUUGCCUCGAAUUCCUCGUUGGCUCGAGUUCCUCAUUGGCUCGAAUUCCUCGUUGCCUCGAAUUCUCAUUGGCUCGAACUAGUUACGGACUGAUUGCUUUACACUGAAGGUAAACAUCCGCUUGGCUCGAAUUUUCCGGGGCUCGAGGUUUUUUCGUCGGCCCAUGGGAGUUCGAGCCAAUGGGGUUCGACUGUACCAUCAUUUUUUAUAAAGGCAAUGUUUUUUUUUUCAAAUGUUUUCACCGCCUGUGAUUUUGAAAUUGGAUAAAGUUUCCGCCUUUGGGAAAAAAGCAAAAUCAUGUUAAAUUUCUAAUAUAUUAGCAGAUCAAUAUGUUUUGACUUCUAUGCAUAUAACAUACUGUAUUAAAGAUGGCCUUAUUAAGAUUUCGUUUAUUUUUUCAAGAAAAAAAAAUGCUUUUCUAUUUGUUACUGAAUUUGUGUUCAUUGAAUAAGGAAAAUAUUAUGAUCAUUUGAGGAAAACCGGCACUUUUUUGCAAGGGGAAACAGUCUUUAGAAGGCAGUAAAUUGCCCCAAUUGCCAGAAAUAUCAUUAAAAUGGUUAAUAUACAUAUUUAUAAAUACGUAUCUUUAGAAACAUAACGCCAGCGUUGUGGUGUAUGAUUACAAAACCAUUGAAACCAUUUUAUGCUGUUUAGUAUAGAAGUAUUUAACAUUUUGGGGAUAGUUGUGAUUCCCCCCCCCCCUCUGUUUUGAUGUGAGGGUGAUUUCCCUUGCUUAUAUGAUUUUUUGUAAGUCGAUAUGUUUGUAGAUAUUAAAGUGUCAAUUGGCGAAAUAAUGUUUUUAUAAAUGCUUCUCCAUUUGUUCAAUGCUGAAGGGACCAUCGCAUUUUCCCAUUAACGCAAAAAAACGUACGGUUUUAUAUUACCAUUUAGUUCGAAAUAAAAGCACCUUUUAAUGCAAAUGCAUAUCAUAUGUUUUCUCAACAUGUCAUUAUGUUCGAGUUAUCUUUUUUUAAAUGCAGGUACUUAUUGUACUUUCUAAAUUCUAUGUAUUUGAUUGCAUGAUAAAGUCCAUAUUAUUUCCCUUUGUCAUCUACAACUGUUCCAAGUGCUCCUUUGUUCAAAUUAUUUUAUUACCGAUGUUGUAUUAAAGCUGCACUCUCACAUAUUUACCGUUUUUCCAACUUUUUUUAAUUUUUGUCUUGGAAUAAGCAAUUUUUGCGUAAAUACCUGCAAACCAGUGGUGAAAGACUGCUGACAAAAGAUCAGAUCGCGGAUUUUCAUAUUCCAUUCCAAAUCUAAUGUUUUAUGGCUAAAACCGUUAAUAACGGUGAAAGAAAAAUGCAUAAAACAUCAAUUUUGGAGUUGAAAUAUGAAAAUCUGCGAUCUGAUUUUUUGUCAUCAGUUUCUUUUCACUGGUUUGCAGAAAUUUACGCUAAAAUGUGCUUGUUCCAAGACAACAAAAAAAUUGUUGUCAAAACGUUCAAUCUGUUUAAAAACAGACUACAUUUCAUUUAAGUUAUUAUUUGAAUAUGCUGACUAUAAAUACCAUGUUUAUGUUCAGAUGUAUGUUCAGAUGUAGUUUUGACACUUGGUAUCUUUCAAUUUUGAAGUUUGAUGUGAAAUUAAUAUUUUUCAUUAGAUAAAUAUUAAAUGUCAAUUUUUUACCAUUUUAUUGAGUUGAAAAUCGUAUGAAUAUAGAUCUUAAAGCUGCACUCUCAUAGAUUGACCGUUUUGAUAACGUUUUUUUAUUUAUUGUCUGGAAAUGAGCAAAUGUUUGCGUUUAUGUCUGGAACCCAGUGAUAUAAGACUGCUGACAAAAGAUUUUUCCGGCAGUUUUCCAAGCUAUUGAGAUCUGUUCUUUAGUAAGUAAUCAUAACUAAUUUGAAGACAUUAAUGCCAAACCAGCUGAUUCUAGGCAAAAAAUAAUGUAAAAGUCAAAACUGUCAAUCUGUGUGAGUGCAGCUUUAAUUUGUUAAUAAUGGGUGGAAUAUCUGAAAAACUGUGUAUACAUGAAAAUGUGCUGCACGCCCGGUGUUUAUAAUGAUUAUGUUUUGCAGAAAUCCAGUGUUCAAAAUGAGGGUGUAAUUUUGAACGUGGGUGUGUUGGUUGUAUAUUUCGUUGAAUAAUAUUGACGUACAUCAAUCUGUGAUGUUGAAAUACACUUGUACAUUUGUGACAUUGCUUGACGCCAUCAAAAAUAUGUUUAAACAUU
Molecule: messenger RNA, 4032 nt
Organism: Mya arenaria
Lineage: Eukaryota; Metazoa; Mollusca; Bivalvia; Myida; Myidae
Product: ETS domain-containing protein Elk-3-like
Exons: 2
Coding region: 366-1595 (409 amino acids)
Biological process (GO): cell differentiation; regulation of transcription by RNA polymerase II
Cellular component (GO): nucleus
Molecular function (GO): sequence-specific DNA binding; DNA-binding transcription factor activity, RNA polymerase II-specific
Source: RefSeq, a predicted model, not a curated record